Messenger RNA from Dufourea novaeangliae, 1114 nucleotides. It is a transcript of the gene RpL5, whose product is annotated as 60S ribosomal protein L5. Gene Ontology annotation, cellular component: cytosolic large ribosomal subunit; ribosome. Bases 98 to 991 code for a protein of 297 amino acids. Gene Ontology annotation, biological process: ribosomal large subunit assembly; translation. The transcript is spliced from 6 exons. Gene Ontology annotation, molecular function: 5S rRNA binding; structural constituent of ribosome. Lineage: Eukaryota; Metazoa; Arthropoda; Insecta; Hymenoptera; Halictidae. The record is from RefSeq and is a predicted model, not a curated record.
GCAGAAGCAUCAGGGCACCAGGCGGCACUUCCUUCUUCGACGUGGAACCUUGGGAGGUUUUGUUCCACGCACUGUUGUGUCCGUAUUUUGUAUAAAAAUGGGCUUUGUAAAAGUUGUGAAAAACAAGCAGUAUUUCAAACGUUAUCAAGUAAAAUUCAAAAGGCGACGUGAGGGAAAGACUGAUUAUUAUGCCCGUAAACGAUUAACAAUUCAGGAUAAAAAUAAAUACAAUACACCAAAAUAUAGACUAAUUGUACGUCUAUCAAAUAAAGACAUAACAUGCCAGGUGGCAUAUUCAAGAAUUGAAGGGGACAGAAUAGUAUGUGCAGCUUAUAGCCAUGAACUUCCAAAGUAUGGUAUUAAAGUUGGCCUUACCAAUUAUGCCUCUGCAUAUUGCACUGGUCUUCUCUUGGCUCGCAGACUGUUAAAAAAGUUGGGCUUAGACACAUUAUAUGCUGGUACAACAGAAGUAACUGGUGACGAAUAUAAUGUUGAAGAAUUGAAUGAUGGACCUGGGGCAUUCAGGUGUUAUUUAGACACUGGCCUUAUGCGAACUACCACAGGUGCUAGAGUUUUUGGUGCCAUGAAAGGUGCUGUCGAUGGUGGCCUAAACAUUCCACACAGCACCAAGAGAUUUCCUGGAUACGACAGCGAGUCGAAAUCGUUCAAUGCCGAUGUUCAUCGGCAACACAUUUUUGGGCAACACGUUGCAAAUUAUAUGAAAUUGUUAGAGGAAAGUGAUGAUCAACUAUUCAAACGGCAAUUUUCGCAUUACAUUAAAAAUGGCAUCGCUGCUGACAAUAUCGAAGGUAUCUAUAAACGUGCCCACGAAGAGAUACGUGCAAAUCCGGAACACACGAAGGUAGCGAGGAAAGAAGCCCCUGUAAAGAAACGAUGGAAUCGUGCAAAAUUAUCCCUGUCGGAAAGAAAGAAUCGUGUGGCACAAAAGAAAGCCUCCUUCUUGAAAACAUUGGAAGAAACUGAAGCUUAACUUCAAUGUCGAUCAAUUCCACCACGCAUAUUUAUUUCAUGCGUGAAAACAAAACGCAUACAAUGAAAAUCGAACACAAAUAAAGAAUGUCGGAUGAAAAUUUUUUUAUUUUUAUUACAGUAA